Molecule: messenger RNA, 1506 nt
Organism: Hevea brasiliensis (rubber tree)
Lineage: Eukaryota; Viridiplantae; Streptophyta; Magnoliopsida; Malpighiales; Euphorbiaceae
Product: KH domain-containing protein At1g09660/At1g09670
Exons: 9
Coding region: 185-1108 (307 amino acids)
Biological process (GO): regulation of mRNA splicing, via spliceosome
Cellular component (GO): nucleus
Molecular function (GO): mRNA binding
Source: RefSeq, a predicted model, not a curated record
AAGCAAAAGGUCUUAAAGACUCUCUUUGAGUAGGGCUUGGUCUUUUGACGCUCCUAUGCUCUUACAAUAAAGGGUAGAGACUGGGGAGGACUUAGGAGCAGUCUUUGGCUCUCAAAGCUCCACCCUUUUCAUCUGUUUUCUCUCUGCUUGCAUCCACACCCGUUAUUAAUUUUUCUGGUGUGUGAUGGGGGAGAGAAUCCUACCUGGGAGUUACUUUCAGUACCCUCCCUCUGGAGCCCAUCAAGCUUCUCCUCAUAGGUCCAAUUCUCUUCCCUCAGAUCGUGAAAGAUACGUGGCUGAAUUAUUGGCAGAGAGGCAAAAGUUGGUACCAUUUAUACAAGUUCUACCACAAUGUAGCAGGCUUCUUAAUCAAGAAAUCAGACGAGUAUCAGGUUUCAGUCAAAGUUUUGUAGAUCAUGAAAGAUAUGAACACGAGAGUCCAUAUAGGUCAUUAGGCCAACAGCCAAAUGGAAGAUCAAUGGAUUUGGAGGCGUGGUCUGGGAUGCAAACAGAGGAAAAUGGGCAUCUUCAAAGAAUGGCCUCAUUUCAGGCUGCUUCAAUGGGCUGGCCUGGGGUCCCUGGAGUCCAAACCACACCUGUCAUAAAGAGAGUGGUCAGACUUGAUGUCCCCGUUGACAAAUAUCCAAAUUAUAAUUUUGUCGGCCGUAUAUUGGGACCACGGGGAAAUUCCUUGAAAAGGGUUGAAGCCAUGACAGAAUGCAGGGUUUACAUACGAGGCAAGGGGUCUGUAAAGGAUUCUUUAAAGGUUUUGCCACAAAUAGCUCUUCCCCAACUUUCUUCAAUGGAGGAGAAACUAAAAGAUAAACCUGGAUAUGAACACCUGAAUGAGCCACUGCAUGUGUUGGUGGAGGCUGAAUUUCCAGAGGAUAUAAUAAAUGCCCGCUUGGAUCACGCUAUAACAAUACUAGAAACUCUCUUGAAGCCUGUGGAUGAAUCCUCAGAUCACUAUAAGAAGCAUCAACUAAGGGAAUUGGCUAUGCUUAAUGGUACCCUAAGGGAGGAAAGCCCAAGUAUGAGUCCAAGCAUGAGUCCUAGCAUGUCACCCUUUAACACUGCAGGAAUGAAAAGGCCCAAGACAGGAAGAUAACCUUACAUUAUGUAGAUGGAUGAUUAGUUAAUUGCUGGAUGACAGCAACUGAUUGAUACAAGUCCCUGAUAGCUUCUCUUCUUUAUGCAUUCUAUUUCUCACCACCUUGGGAGCUGACUAUUCAGGAAAGGCUAAUCGCAUGGAAUCUCAGUUGGGUUCGUUUGGUUUGCUAGAUUUGUUCAAUAUGGUAUUGCAUUUAUCUAUAGUAUUUAUUCUUUGUUUCUUGUAUUAUUAUUUCUUUGAACAUGAAAUUAGUUAUUUCAUUGGUUAAAUCAGAUAAUGUGGUGUAUUUUCUUAAUCUUUUCAAGUCCUGUAACCUCUUAAAUGUAUUAGGAGACUUGCAGAAUUCAUGAUUGUGUUACUGUUUAAUUCUGAAACAUUUCUAUAUUCAUUGAUCA